AGAAGAAGAAGAAGUAGAAGAAGAGGAAGAAGUAGAAGAAGAAGCAACAUGGGCAAAGGAGGGUGUGUGAAUGGAGAACUGGAUACAGCAUCGUAUGGUUCACCUGUUCCUUUGAUUGGCCUCUAUAUUGCAGCUGCAACAUUGGUAUGCUUCUUUUGCAUAACUUUUGAUUUAGUGAAUGGAUUAUUCAUUCGAAAGAAGCCAUUUGUACCAUGUAAAUUGUUCCCUAUGAACGCAUUCACCAUGACUGUGCUAGCACUAGCCACAAAACUCCCAGUUGAUCUCACAGCAUCUAUGCCUAGAGCAGAGGAUCAGCUCUCCAAGCUCACUGGAACUGCAUUGUUGUGCAUCUCACUUGGGUUUUAUAUGCCCUCAUUGGGGACAAUGGGCACAUCCGAGCGCUACGGCAACAUGGCAGCAUUGAGUGUGAUGGUGAUUACUAUGGUUGUUAAUGUCUGCAUACAAAUGCGCACAGGUGUGAUCUUUGCCUUCAUAGUAGAGCACAUCAUCAUUAUGUUCUGCAUCUUAAUAUUGCUUUUGUUGAUGUGGUCAUCUGCUAUAGCAUUUAGAGGCCAAAGUCGUGAAUGGACUACUUAUUAUACUAACUGUGGAAAGGGUCCUCAGGGAUUAAGAAAACUAUUGCUGAAGCUCCAUCUUCUCAACUAUACAGGCAACCCUCAAACAUUGUUAUGUGAAACUUCACAUCAUCACACUUUUGGCUUACUCUGUGCCCUUUCUUCCGCAGUUGUCUUACAAGCCAUGUUGAGAUCAUUUGUUCUGAAAAAUAUGAGGUUUUGCAGUGGUGUUUCUGACUACAGAUGGUCGAUUCCCAUUGUGAUUGUGGUCCAAUUUCUAACCAUUGUAGUGGGGACAUUUUCCAUUAUCUGUAGAUGGGUUUCUUUUGUCAGCCACUCUAACCAGGUUGCCCUCUGGGCUCAUAAAGAAUCAUAUUUUCCAGAACGAGAAUUGGAAUUUCUGAAGUUGAAUCUCUCUUUUAGGUUCCUCAGCAAAAACCUUUCUAAUGUCUUUCUAGUUGCCAAAGACUUCAUCAUGAAUGUGCUUAUACGCACCCAAAUCGCAUUGUAUACAUGCAGCAGUUUCUUGGUUGGGUACCCAAUUUACUUUGUUAAGGCAUUCUUGGGAAAAAUAGUUCCAUUUGAUCGUAUCUUCCAUGAGCACACAGAAGAUAUUGAUAGAAUGUUAGAAGAAAUGUCUACUUCUAUGUUUAGUUUAUCCUUCGAUGUAUUUUCAUCUCUACAGCACAAUGACACUUUCAUUCGUUGGAUAACUAACAUGGCCUUGAAAGACAUGAUUAGAUGGACAAAUACAUAUAAGAGGAACUGUCCAACUCAUUUUAUCCAAUUAAUAACUAACUGUUCAGCUUCUAAAUCAGAAUGUGCCCUCUUCAUAAAGAAAUUAGAAGCAAUUGGGAAUGAAGUUUUUGCAGGUGCCUAUGACUACAGAGUUUCGUGUGUAUCAGUGUUGGUCCUUUCAGGAAUGCUUGCAGAAUUGAUGCCAACUUCACGUAGGGAAUCUCUAAUGUACAGCUUAGAUGAAUCCUUUGAAAUCAUUUAUUUUGUCGACCAAAAGACUGAUACUCCCAGCAUGAUAGAUGAAGUAAGAUGGAGGUCAAUAAAAGAUGUAUGGGCGCAAUGGGAAAAUCCCAACCAUUGGUUCCGAACUAUCAUCUCGCAGGCAUUCAAGAAAAAAUUUAAGGGACCCGAGUUUGAGCAACAUGAUGCCCGUGGCGUUCUUAGGGACGCUCUCGACGCUAUGGAAGAAUACCUUAGAGAUUGUCUAAGGGCUUCUAAUAGUAGAGGAGAAGCUAAUUCGUUUGCUGGAACUCAGCUGUAUUGGAUUGGAGCUGAAUUUUUUGUCAUUUCUAAAUUUUUAAGGGCUCAGGAAUAUGAAUCAGAUAAGGAUUUAUUUGAUUUCUUAGAGAAGUGUUUUGUACAGAUGCUCUGUUUUACCCUCUUCAGUCUCCCACUGGCUAUACUAAAAGAGAUUGGUGGAGAUGAUCCAACUAGAAUAGGUGAAGGAAGAGUGAGAAAAGCUUUGAAGUUCUUUUGUAAACUUGAGAUGUUAAAGGACACAAUCGAAUGGGCAUGGCCAGCUGAAUUUGACCCUGAAAGCCAACCAAAUGAUGACCUCUCUCCUGCAGUGGUUACUGACUCUCCUUCAGAAGUUGAGCCUAAGGUUUCAAAUCUUGUUGACAGAGAGAUUGGGAAUAGUGAUGCUUCCUUCGUUAUUGCUACUGCCGAUGAUGAUGAUGAUACAAUUAAAGAAGUUGGAUCUAAUGAGAUUCUUUAA
This is a messenger RNA of Telopea speciosissima, 2310 nucleotides long. RefSeq lists its product as uncharacterized. The transcript has 2 exons. The record is from RefSeq and is a predicted model, not a curated record. The coding region runs from base 49 to 2310 and encodes 753 amino acids. Lineage: Eukaryota; Viridiplantae; Streptophyta; Magnoliopsida; Proteales; Proteaceae.